AUGACAUCACUGCCACCCGUGUCUACACUUGUCCGGUCAUCAACAAUUUUGAAUUUGAAGCUCAGCAUUCCAUUAUCUGUAAAAUGUGUGGUGAAAUUGUGAUAAAACGGGAACAAUUCAAUGAUCUCUCCAUUGAUCUACCACGAAGAAAAAAGCUAUUAGCCUCGAGAUCCAUACAGGAUUCCCUAGAUCUCUUUUUUAGGAUGGAAGAUCUUGAAUAUUCUUGUGAAAAGUGCAAUGGAAAGUCAGCGACUGUAAUACACAAAUUCAGCAGGUUGCCCAGGGUAUUGAUUCUUCACCUGAAGCGUUACAGUUUCAAUGUGAUCCUCUCACUAAAUAACAAAGUUGGCCAG
Staurois parvus is the source of this 353-nucleotide messenger RNA. Lineage: Eukaryota; Metazoa; Chordata; Amphibia; Anura; Ranidae. The record is from the annotation of a GenBank genome assembly.